UCGCUGAAACAUGACACAAUGGGACGCCCGAGAACCAGCACACGCCUUGCUACGUUCUGGAUAAAAAUCUCCGGAGAGGUUUUGUGUUGUGGGGCGUGAUCAUCCACGUCUCAUACUUCCUCUCUCGUUUCCAACUUUUUUCUUUUAGGAUCUUCAUACGUGGCUCCUGGAGGAAAGGGAGGGAGGGGAAACUGUGCGCGGCGAAGGCAGCUGCGGCCGGAGCAUUCUUGCUUUUGCCUGCCGACCGGGGCUCCCGACCGACAGUUUGGGCUCAAAUAACCUCCAUUAAGUUGGCCUGGAUGGCAGGGACACUCCGGUGCAAAGAUUGCUUCAAGCUUAAGGAUUACCGGUUGCAUGUGUUCUUUGGCCCACUGGACGGAUGAAAGCUAAAGGCUGGCAGAGGCCCAUCUGGGCUGUAUCGGCUCUGUUUAUUGCAGCCACCCUUCUGAUGCUGACCUCUGAGGUGGGAUCAGUCCAGAAAAUGACUCAAACAGCAAUGGCUCAUGCUACAGACACGGUUGCAAGAUCAGCCCCUAACCUCACCGAUGAGCUUCAAGGUCUCCAGGCACUAGCAGACUUCUUUGCCAGUGAGCAUGCCCAUGUCUGGCUCUUGUCCCUUGCGGGCUCAGUUGUAGUAGGUCUCAGUGGAAUUUUCCCGCUGCUCGUUAUUCCAAUUGAAGCUGGAGCAGCCCUUAAAACCGAAGCUGGAGGGCAGAAGCUAAAAAGGCUUUUGAGCUUCGCUAUUGGUGGUCUUCUUGGUGAUGUAUUCCUUCAUCUCCUCCCUGAAGCAUGGGCACUAUCUGGAUCUUCAGCCAGCAAAGAAAAACACUACAUGGCACAGGGCCUAUGGGUAAUCACUGGCCUACUGGCAUUUCUUCUUUUAGAGAAGAUUUUCUCUGAUCAAGAUGGACAAAAAGAUUCCCCAUCACAUUCACACCUCAAUUCUUGCUCUACUGCAAGUUCAGUGUGCAGUGAAAAGGCUCGUGUGUUAUAUGGAAAUGGGUCCCAGAAAGCCCCAAAGCAUCAGAGUCUGCACAAAACAUCUGAAAAUGUCAAGACAAGUGGUUACCUGAACCUAUUGGCCAACUGCAUUGACAACUUCACACAUGGGCUGGCUGUCGCAGGAAGCUUCCUUGUUAGCAAAAAGGUUGGGUUUCUUACAACAUUUGCCAUUUUGCUCCAUGAAAUCCCACACGAGGUGGGGGACUUUGCCAUUUUGUUGCGAGCUGGGUUCGACCGAUGGAGUGCUGCACGUCUGCAGAUGUCCACCGCACUGGUUGGCGUGCUGGGGGCUUGCUUCGCAUUGUGUUCUCAGUCACCAAAAGGCACAGAAAAUGCAACUUCCUGGAUACUUCCAUUCACCUCUGGAGGCUUUAUAUACAUUGCAUUGGUGAAUGUAGUUCCUGAUCUGCUAGAGGAAUCCAGUUUGAGGCACUCCCUUCUUCAGACGCUACUUAUUUUUUGUGGCGUGGCAGUCAUGGCUUUCCUGUCAACCAUUACUGUUUGACCACUGAAUAGCUGCUUUUCUUGCCAUCGUACCAAAAACGAACACUAAAUCCAGGACCAAGGGUGACAUUCUCUUUCUGAUCUGAUGACACUUUUUCAUGAACACAUGCAGUCCAUGUUGAUCGCCAGAUUACACCUCUGGAUAUUCUUAUGUGUCAUUUUAUACAGAAACAAAUAUCUGACAAAAAUUGCACUUUAUGAAUCAGUGACAAUGUCUAUCUUGAAACGGGAUGCGUUUAAUUGACUUUGGACAAUGUGCCAGCUCUAAAUAUUAAGUGAAAGAUGAUGCAUUUGUAUGGAUUUCUGUUACCAAAUUAUUUUAAUUAUUUAUAUAUACAUACAUUUACAGUAUAUGUAUGUAUUUAAAGUACGUGUGUGAGUGAUAUAUAUAUGUAUAAAACAGUGGGGAACUUCCUGUGCCUUCUAUGCCUUUCAGAUGACAAAAAAAAAAACAAUUAUUAGCACCCCUGAUGUUAAUACUUUGUACAACCCCCUUUUGCCAACAAAACAAGGUCUGGGGACUGAGAUGGCCAUGGGAGGAGCUUGAUUUUGUGUCUGGUGAACCAUUUCUGUGUAGAUUUGGCCAUAUGUUUAGGGUCAUUGUCUUGCUGAAAGACCCAGUGACGACCCAUCUUCAGCUUUUGGGCAGAGGGCAACAGAUUUUGAUUUAAAAUGUCCUGGUAUUUCAAAGCAUUCAUGAUGCCAAGCACCCUAACAAGGUUCCCAGGGCCUUUGGAAGCGAAACAGCCCCACAGCAUCACUGACCCACCCCCAUACUUCACAGUGGGUAUGAUGUGCUUUUCCGCACGCGCAUCUUUCGUGGCACGCCAGACCCACUUUGAGUGUUUGUUGCCAAAAAGCUCAAUCUCGACCUCACACAAAAAUGCACACGGUCCCAGGCUUCAACUGGGACCGUGUGCUUUGGUCAGAUGAGACCAAGAAGCUCAAUCUUGGUCUCACACAAAAAUACACACGGUCCCAUUGUGCUUUGGUCAGAUGAGACCAAGAUUGAGCUUUUUGGCAACAAACACUCAAAGUGGGUCUGGAUUAAUAAUAAUAGUAAUAAUAAUAAUACCUGUAAUAAUGUAACAAAUCGGGAUCUAAUGUGGCAGUCGUAUUUUCUGUGGUGUACCUGAAUGCACCGCUGGGCUGACAGCAGAGAGAGAGAGAGAGAGUGCAGUUGAGAUUACUUUCAGUUUUAAUGUCCUGUUGUUGCAGGCAGUUGGCAUGUUGUGUUGCACAAGUUCUGAAAUAAAUGAUUAAAAACUUGACAAAGCUGGCGAUCUCUAUGGCGAUGGUUGUCUGACUGGCAAACGGAGGUCUGAGGAUUAUUGUCAAGCAGUUCACAGACGCGCACCCCACGCUAGUAUUUUUCCAUUGGUAAGGCUCACCUUUUUUCACCACCUGCUUUAACAUUCUUGGAACCCAUGUUGAUUUCUCUCACAAGAAAAUCCGCCGUGUGUGCGUCUUGCGGCAAAACAAUGAAAUUGCGACGCUGUCAUAAAUCGUUGUAUUUUGAGCAUUUCAUCGGAUGUAGAAACAAAUGGCGAGUUAAAUUUUACGUUGGAUGUCGAAAAAUUGUGUCAAAGCGAUCUUAUGUCGAGGUACCACUGUAUAAUUAAAAAAACCAAAAAACUUUUAUGUAUAUAUGUAUAUUUUAAUAAAUGUUUUUAAGCACUUUAAAUGUAAUAAUUAUGAUGUUUUAAACAUGUUACUGUCCCACAGAAUUUUUUUUUAAACAAGAAAAAAGGUAGACGCCCUAUCCAUUUUAAAAAAGUUAAAAAAAAAAAAUGCUUGUCUUUACUAAAUGCUUCAUCAAGUGUCCAUUCAAAUCAGCUCCAGCUGCUCACUUACACACAAUGUGUUGCCACCGCAACUGUUUAACAAGUUAAACGAUGACUGACGCAUGAGGCGCUUUGAAAGUCGAAUCUCUGGCAAGAUCAAAGCUUAACCGUCUGUCAAUUGUGGCUUAUUUUAAUAAGCGACUCCAGUUCACUUACUGAUGAACAAAGAGCAAGGAGAGGGAGGGAGCGAGCGUGAGCUUGCGGAAUGGGCUCGGGUUACCUCAUCUGUAUUUUUUUUUUUAAUUGAAAAAAAUCCACAAUGGACUUUAACAUGAAGUAGCGAGGGAUCACUGUAAUGAAUUUUAAAUAUUAUUAAUUAAGAAUUUCUGUUUCAUUUAAUGUAAGUGCAUCAACACAUUCCCUCUUAUCUGUGAUCUCAUCAUGUCCAUUGUCAAGUUCAUAUCAGAAGCUAAAGAUUUCUUAUCCUGAAAGCAUGUUAACCAAUCAUACGUAGUUGUCAACCUCUAACAAGAUCUGGUUUGCUGGAUUAAUCUGAGGGAAGGCUAAGCCUCAUGUGUGACAGAGGAAUCAACCAAUCAGAUUUGAUUUAAGUAGACGGGACCCACAAAAAUACAGUUUUAAAGGCCUUCCUAAAGUCUUCGAUGAAAACACUGUGUAGUGAGUGUGGGGAGUAAGAGAGAACGAGAGACCUUGCCUGGCCGCCAGACACGCACUAUUUUUGGCCAAGAUGGCCCGUAAAGUGAUCUUCAAUCCUUGUUCUCCGACAAAACAUAAUUUAAGGCUUUUAGCCCAAAAUGUGGCACAAGUGGCAUGAUGUGAUCAAACCUCCCUGGCUGCUCGGCGUGAUCCAUUAUGGUCGUUUUUGAGCAUUUUUGCGCCACUCAAGGCGCCACACUAUUUUCAGCCACCCAAAGGAUCAAAUGCCCAUUUCCUCAACAAAACCUAACUUCUUUUAACCCAAAAUGGCGCACUUUGUGGUGGACUCAUUGGGCUAAACUAGCCUGGGAACUCUGCGUGGCCCAAUUGUGCUAUUUAUUGUUAUUUAUUGAGCUGAAACAUACAGAUAAACUCUACAGCCAUUCAUUUAACUAUUUUUGAGGAAUACAAGGAGAAUGGAUUUUGUAUUGAUAAAAAGUGCUUUGUUGGACAUCCAUUUUGGUGAGUGCAAUCAUUUUAUCAAAUUUUUCUUAUUUAAUUGUUUUUGCAAUUUUAAAUGUACAUUUUUUUCUAAUACUGGUACACAAAAACAUGACAAAGGGAGUCAAGCACUUUUCUGAGAUCACAGUUAAUGUGGUAAUGCAAAAACAUAAGUAAAGAUAGCAGAUAGCAUAGCCCUGUUAUCUCUGGGCUUUACUGUUUCUAUGGUGAUGUACUUUUUUGACUGAAGGCCCAGUUGUAGCACUCACAGUUCAGCACUGAUCUAUAUUAUACACAUGUACAGUGGGGCAAAUAAGUAUUUAGUCAACCACUAAUUGUGCAAGUUCUCCCACUUGAAAAUAUUAGAGAGGCCUGUAAUUGUCAACAUGGGUAAACCUCAACCAUGAGAGACAGAAUGUGGAGGAAGAAAAACAGAAAAUCACAUUGUUUGAUUUUUAAAGAAUUUUUUUGCAAAUCAUGGUGGAAAAUAAGUAUUUGGUCAAUACCAAAAGUUCGUCUCAAUACUUUGUUAUGUACCCGUUUUUGGCAAUAACGGAGGCCAAACGUUUUCUGUAACUCUUCACAAGCUUUUCACACACUGUUGCAGGUAUUUUGGCCCAUUCCUCCAUGCGGAUCUCCUCUAGAGCAGUGAUGUUUUGGGGCUGUCGUUGGGCAACACGGACUUUCAAAUCCCUCCACAGAUUUUCUAUGGGGUUGAGAUCUGGAAACUGGCUAGGCCACUCCAGGACCUUGAAAUGCUUCUUACGAAGCCACUCCUUUGUUGCCCUGGUUGUGUGUUUGGGAUCAUUGUCAUGCUGAAAAACCCAGCAAUGUCUCAUAUUCAAUACCCUUGCUGAUGAAAGGAGAUUUUCACUCAAAAUCUCUCGAUACAUGGCCCCAUUCAUUCUUUCCUUUGCACAGAUCAGUAGUCCUGCUCCCUUUGCAGAAAAACAGCCCCAAAGCAUGAUGUUUCAACCCCCAUGCUUCACAGUGGGUAUGGUGUUCUACGGAUGCAAUUCAGUAUUCUUUCUCCUCCAAACACGAGAACCUGUGUUUCUACCAAAAAGUUCUAUUUGGGUUUAAUCUGACCAUAACACAUUCUCCCAGUCUUCUUCUGGAUCAUCCAAAAGCUCUCUAGCGAACCGCAGACGGGCCUGGACGUGUACUUUUUUCAGCAGGGAGAUACGUCUGGCAGUGCAGGAUUUGAGUCCCUGGCGGCACAUUGUGUUACUGAUAGUAGCCUUUGUUACUGUGUUCCCAGCUCUCUGUAUUCACUAGGUCCCCCGUGUGGUUGUGGGGUUUUUGCUCACCGUUCUUGUUAUCAUUUUGACGCCACAGGUUGAGAUCUUGCAUGGAGCCCCAGAUCGAGGGAGAUUAUCAGUGGUCUUGUAUGUCUUCCAUUUUCUAAUAAUUGCUCCCACAGUUGAUUUCUUUACACCAAGCGUUUUACCUAUUGCAGAUUCAGUCUUCCCAGGCUGGUGCAGGUCUACAAUUUUGUCUCUGGUGUCCUUCGACAGCUCUUUGGUUUUGGCCAUAGUGGAGCUUGGAGUGUGACUGACUGAGUUUGUAGACAGGUGUCUUUUAUACUGAUAAUGAGUUAAAACAGGUGCCAUUAAUACAGGUAACGAGUGGAGCCUCGUUAGAAGAAGUUAGACCUCUUUGACAGCUAGAAAUCUUGCUUGUUUGUAGGUGACCAAAUACUUAUUUUCCACUCUAAUUUGGAAAUAAAUUCUUUAAAAAUCAACCAAUGUGAUUUUCUGUUUUUUUUUUCUCAUUCUGUCUCUCAUGGUUGACGUUUACCCAUGUUUACAAUUACAGGCCUCUGUAAUCUUUUCAAGUAGGAGAACUUGCACAAUUGGUGGUUGACUAAAUACUUAUUUGCCCCACUGUAUGUACAGUAUAUUAUACCGUAUAUACAUAUUUAUGUGAUAGAAAUGUAGGUUUGCAAAUAUACUUAAAUGUGUGGGGGGUUGUGUGUGUUUGUUUUGCACAUAUGAUUGUAGUGCUACACACAAUCUAAUCUAUUAGCCCACCAUUUGUAAAAUUUAUACCAGUACUCAAGAGAACUGUAUUGUACCUGUUGCAUAUUUAUUUGAAAAAAAAAUAGACAUUCUGCAUGCAUAAUGUCAGACGUACAGCACCACCACUCCAACAUGUUGUGGUUUGCAUGGCAAAAUGUUAUACUAGUGUCAGCGCAACCAAAGAAAAGUACGUUUCAUGUUUCCGUGGGUACAUAGUGUUAUAAUAGUAAGACUAUACUGUAUGUAAUUGGAUUUUUUGGAGGAGCAUGUCUAUCUUCUGAUGAUUUUUUUUCUUUCUUCCUUGUGGGCAGCACAGUGUCUGAUUGUUUUGCUCGUCCGCUUAUAGUGUAGUUCCGAGUUUAAGGGUUCAAUGGCAUAGGCUCAUGCACUCCUGCGACCCUCGUGAGAAUAAGCGGACAGUUUUUCUUGCAGGCAAAGCAGUUCAGUGGUUGGCACAUCUGCCUCAUGUUCUGAAGUAAUGGUUUGAAUUUGAGCUUCAGCCUCAUGUGAAGAAUCCAUAUUUUCCUCUCCCUACAUUCCGAAAACAUUCAUGUUGCAACAUGAAGCAAUUGCCAGAGAAUCCCAAAAUUUGAAAAAUAAGGUCUUAAUGGAACCUUUUUUUUUCAAAUUUGUAAAAAAAACAACAAUUAAAAUGAAUAUAAGCGCAUUAGUAUCUGUAAAUAUUUCUAAAUACUGAUUUUUUUUUUAUUUCUCAUGGAACCUGGAGAUAUGUACAUGUCUUGACUUGCAUCCAUCAAUUUUUUUUUGAGAAAUUUCAAAAUUCUGAGUUAGUCUCAAAAUCAUGAAAUUCUAAGCGUAUCAAAUGUGAUACGUUUGACAAUAAAGGGUUAAGUUCAUUGAAGAAUCUAAAUUGUCCUUGUGAGACUAUGUGAGUGAAUACUAAUUUGUCUGAACAGCAUGUGCCCUGCAAUUGGCUGGCAGCCAGCAUAAGGUUUAUAUGCCUCACGCUCGGUCAUCUGGGAUGGGUUCUACCUAACCUGUGACCGUGAUAAUUAUAAGUGGUCUAGGGAAUUAAAAUGUUUAAUGCUCCACCCAAGCGCCUUGGCCCCUAUGAAAGAGACAGUUUUUUUGUUUAUUUACAACGUAAUGCUAUUCCAAUGAAGGGGAGAAACUGUGUAUGCACAGGUACAUACUGUAUUGGCAUUACGUGCUUAGAGACAAUUAUGUUGUGCGGUAGAAUGAGAAGCCAAGUUGCACGACAGCACACAAGGUGAAGAACCUCAAGAUUCACCCUUGCUGUGGAAAAUCCUCUUCACCUCAUUUCAAUAAACACAUAUGUAGAGUGUGAAAUAGAAAGAAAGGGUGGGAACGGUGAGAUGGUGUGUUCACUCUUGUCCCUUUUCAACAGUUAGUUUGGCAAGCAUGUGUUGCCAUAACGACUCCACUGCAGGUUGUCUACUUUAGUCAUCAUACAAUGAUGUGCCCAUUGUCUGUGGGAGGCUUUUCAGUCAAGCAACACAAUGACAAACACACUCAACAUGUAAGCGGGAUAUGCUACCAAAUUAACAUGAAAACUGAAGGCAGUGGUAAGGACAGGCAAGCUUUUUUUUCCAGCUGUCAUCCCUUGUUGGUAUUUUGUUGCUGCCUUAUCCGUCAUGGAACCUGAUUGGCCCAAACUAUUGGUUCCUUGAUUAGCAUUUGUUUAGUUGUUCAUUAUUGAAGAAGUAAAUGUGUUCUAUUCAAACUUCGUGAAAACUGAUUAUUUGUUUUCUGUUCAAAUGCUUAUGAAGGAGUUAAAUCUGACAAGUAAACAAAUUGACAUGAGGUGUUUAAGUGAGCAAUGACCUUUUUUAUGAUACCUUGAUCAGCCAAUACAACAUAUUUGAAAUUAAAAAAAUAAAAUAACGUAAUUGAUGUUUCACAGGAAUAUAACAUCUACCAGCAAAAAAAAUGUCAUUUUAAGCACCCAAUUUCAUGCUUAUAAAGUAAGUAUUGAGACAUUUUGUUUGAGUUUGUUUGUUUGUUUGAGUUUGAAACUACAGGUAGUCCCCAGGUUAUGAUCGGACGUACCCAACUUAUGUGAUUUCGACUUAAGGUCGCCAACGCUUGUCCACCAUUUUAUCCCCAGUCUUCUUUUUUUUUUUUUUCCUAGUCACGUGAUAUUGUCUCGUCUGCCAUUUUCCGCUUUUUUUGUUUUGUUUUUACUUUAUUACUAUGAUGUAAAAAUACAUGUUUUUGGAUAGUUAUUUUGAGCUCCAAGGGGUAGUUAGGGGUACUUAAAGGGUUAAUUACGACUUACGCCACAAUUUGGGUUACGUCGCCAGCAUAGGCACGGAACUCAUUCAUAAUUAAGACUACCUGUAUUUGACAAAUUUGCAUAAUUCCAAAUAUACUGUAAAUGUUUUUGUUGUUUUUGAUUUAGACUUUGAAGGUAUUUAAAUACUGGGCCAUUUGAGCUGUACUUGGACUUCCAGUAUUUCACAGAGUUUAUACUUGUUUAUCGUCUUCAGAAAAAGAGAAAAGCAUACGUUUGCUUGAAAUCAGGUACUGGAUUUGGUCAUUGUAGAAUACUGUGUGCUUAUUUUCAUAUAGAGAAAUGUGAGGAUUUCUUUUUCUUUCUUUUUUUGCUUCAACUAACGUCUUCAGUUUUAUCUUUCAAAGUAAUCUGAUUCCUGUACAUGACAGUUGUGAAUGUUUUUUGUACGACCGAGAUUCAUCUGAUUCGUUCUUCAGGAAUAGCCCUGCUGGUUUGUCUAUUACUGAAAAUCUCAAAGUGUACAAUAAUAAUAUUCUUUAUCUAAUGUAAAAUGAUUUCCCCUUGUGUUUUUCUUCCAAGAAAGGAUUAUGUCAUCUGGUUUAUAUGUAAUGUAAAGCAAUUUAAGACUUUUGUGGGGGCAAAGAAAAGAUGUUGUAAUUCUAUGGAACCUGUCCUCUAUCCAUUCAAACCUACUUUUUAGUUGCUUAUGGACUGAGAACAACCAGACCUUUUUGAUUCAUUUUUAUUUUUGUCAAAUGCUUUGCGUUGGUGAGGAAGGCAAAAGCCUUUAACUUCUUUGGGGAGUAGUUGUUUUUUACGUAUUUAUUCAUAGUAUAAAAAGGCUGGAAAUCCUAAACCUUCUCGACAUAAAAGUGCCUGGAAAUAAUAAAUGUAAUUUUUUCUCACGAUUGAUUAAUAAAUUUGUAUUUAUUAGUCGAUUGCUUCACUACUGGAAACAUGGUUUUUGUUUGAUUCUGCUUUGCUACAUUGUUAAUUACACUAUUAAAACUAAAUUCUUGUCCGAAAGGAAGUGAAUUUGCUAUUCCAAUACUUUUGAAGGUCAGUCACCUCAAAGGUAUUGGAACAGCAAGUUCAAUUCCGUUGUUUCUGAAGACAUUUGGGUUUCAGAUCAAAACAAUAUGAUACAAAGUUCAGAAUUAAAACUUUUAUUUUGUGGUUUUUACAUCAGGAUGUGUUUAAAAACAGAAAAGAUUAUCUUUUCUUUGAACCCGCCCACUUAAAGUAAGUAAUAGUAAGUACUGUGACAUACAUGAUUAAAUUAAAGUGAAUAGCAUGUAAUAUUUGAUGGCAUAACCCUUACUUGCAUCACAUUAACUUCACAGGGCUGUUGCAUUUGUCAUUAGAAAUGGUAUUCCAGGCCUUUACUGACGCCUCUUUCAGUUCUUGUUUGUUUCUGGGGGGGUUCUCCCUUCAGUCUCCUCUUCAAGAGGUAAAAUACAUGUUCUAUUGGGUUAAGGGCUGGUGAUUAACUUGGCCAGUCCAAGACAUUCCACUUUCCGCCCCCGGUUAAGUCUUUGCAGUUGAGUUACCGUGAUAAAAGAGAGCUUUUCGCAUACGCGGAACUGAGAGCAAAAUAAGUUUCCACCCGUUAUUCUUGUUUUUAGCUGCUCAAAGGGGCAAAAUUUGCCAUUGAUUUGUGAGAUGAGCCUUUGAUAGUUGAUUUUGCCUAUUAUUGAUGAAUAAGUAGAACAACACCAGAGGAGUUGAGGCUUAUUUUUCAAGCAUUUUGAAAUCAAAUUGUCCUUCAAUUCUUGAAUGACCAUACUGUAUAUGUAUAGCAUAUCGCCUUUUAAAUAGAAAUUGCAAUGGCUUUUAUGUGCACUCAUGCGGUCUCAACCAAUGGAAGUAAAGUCACCGAGGGCGAUGGUUUAAAGAAAAGAGUUUGUAUGUGCUGCCUAACACAAUUGCAUUAUUGGCCUAGUUGGUGCUUUGUCCAGAAGAUGAAAAAAUAAACAUAUUUGUCUAAGCGUUUACUCAAUCUGUGCACGAGGUUCAAUUUAGAAAUAAACUUUAUUUUUUUUAAAUGUUUUAAAAACUUUUGUGCACGAAUUAUGACUUCUUUUUUUUUUUAACUACCAUCAUGGCACUUAUUUUACUUAAUGGCUGCCAUUGACGGUGCUGGAUGUCCAAUCCAUUUUGAUGGGGAGUCAAAAUGGAUUGGACAUGUUGUGCCAUCAAUGGCGCUGAAAGGUGCCAGUCCACAGUUAUUCCUCCCAGUUACAAUGAAUUGGACACCUACUGCCGUCCGUGGCACAAAAUGAGUUAAAUAAUAUUAAAACAAAAAUCAACUUUAGCGUGUCACUUGGGGCCGUAACUAAUGUUUUCUGUUUUUGUUAAUUUUAAU
Corythoichthys intestinalis (scribbled pipefish) is the source of this 11052-nucleotide messenger RNA. RefSeq names its product solute carrier family 39 member 13 (gene slc39a13). Bases 380 to 1507 code for a protein of 375 amino acids. The record is from RefSeq and is a predicted model, not a curated record. Gene Ontology annotation, molecular function: zinc ion transmembrane transporter activity. Gene Ontology annotation, biological process: zinc ion transmembrane transport; intracellular zinc ion homeostasis. The transcript is spliced from 10 exons. Lineage: Eukaryota; Metazoa; Chordata; Actinopteri; Syngnathiformes; Syngnathidae. Gene Ontology annotation, cellular component: membrane.